GUGUACAAUCGGCUCCGGAGCCAUCUUCGGUGACAAUCGGCUUUUCUCGGUGGUUUCCGUCAGCGGCCAAAGCGGCUGGAAAUCGCGAAGAGCUCGGGAAUUUCCGUAAACCAUCGGGUCUUUCCGCAUGAUCCCGUUUAUUCCUUUUACUUUUCGGAAAGGGUGAUCGGGUGUUGUCGAGGUCCACUUUCGUGUGUUUCCGGAAGUCUGUUCGGCUGUUUCCGGAGAGAUGGACGAGGCUCAAGCAACCCGGCUAGGGUUAUCAGAAGCAGCGGCAGCAGUGGCUGCGGUGGCUGCUGCUGCUGUACGGGAUGGGCCAGAAGUUGCCUCGGUCACUGUCAUGACUGGGCCCGAUGGAAGAAGCCCUGCAGGAAACGGCUAUACAGAGGUCACAGUGUCCAGUGUUGGAGCACCAGGAGAGAAUGUCUUCACCACGUCAGUGGCCAGCACAGCCUCCCUCUCUGAUCAUGUCCUGGCAGAGAGAGCUUCCCUGCAAAUUGGAGACAGCCUGAGCACAGAAAAAGCCACCCUGAUAGUAGUACAUACCGAUGGCAGCAUUAUGGAAACACAGAACAUCAAAGUGCCAACAGCCUCCAUGACCCCUGGAUCUGAUAGUUCAUCAAACUCGCAGUCCCCAGGACCAGAGAAAGAUGGCACAAAAUACAACUGGGAUCAAUCUGCUUAUGACAGUGAACUACCUGUGCGGUGUCGUAAUAUAAGUGGCAUCCUGUACAAGAACCGACUCGGAUCAGGAGGCCGUGGGCGGUGUGUGAAGCAUGGAGAUGGGUGGUACACUCCAACGGAGUUUGAGGCCAUGGCAGGCAGAGCCAGCAGCAAAGACUGGAAAAGAAGUAUCCGAUAUGCAGGAAGACCCCUACAGUGCCUUAUACAGGAUGGCCUGCUGACCCCUCAUGCUGCAUCCUGUACGUGUGCAGCCUGCUGUGAUGACCUCAGUCUGAGCGGUCCAGUUCGCCUGUUCAUUCCAUACAAACGUCGGAAGAAGGAGGUAGAGAUGUCUGCAGUUUCAGCCAAGAAUGACCCAGCAAAGAAUAUCAGCCUUCUGCCAGCAACAGCCGAAACCACCUUCACUGUGUCCUCGUCUGGACAGAUCACAGCUACAGAUUCGCUGACCUUUGAGAGAGAGGCCACUGCAGAAGGAACCGCUAUCCUCACCGAUAGCCCUACGCAGGGAGAUGUGUACACUGGAGCCACAGUGUUGUCCUCUCUCCCAGCACUCGCUCUUGCUCCCAGUACUCCCACUAAGGAGUCCUCUGCUGCUGUGGUGAAUGGAUUGGAGGUAUCCGAGCAGCAGAGGUCCUGGCUGUAUCUGGAAGAAAUGGUGAAUUCUUUGCUCAGCACUGCACAGCAGCUGAAGAAUUAUGUGGAACAGGCCAAGAAUGAGGUAGCAGCUGCCUCCGAGAGGAAGGAGUUCCCAAGUCAUUUGUUUCAGCAAACAGAAGAAAUGGAUGGAAAGCAUGAGAUAUUACUUAGGCAGUCCUGUGUUAACUGUGGAAGAGAAGCCCUUAAUGAAUGUACAGGCUGCCACAAAGUCAAUUACUGCUCCAUCUUCUGCCAGCGCAAGGAUUGGAAGGAUCACCAACAUCUUUGUGGCCAGACCGCCACCUUGUCUGUCCAUGCUGAGGACGUUCAUGUCACGGAGAAGGAUCCCGUCUGAUUGUCAUCAAGCACUACGUCCUACUAAGCUGUAUGAAAUCCUGCAGAG
Nanorana parkeri is the source of this 1723-nucleotide messenger RNA. RefSeq names its product DEAF1, transcription factor (gene DEAF1). The coding region runs from base 230 to 1675 and encodes 481 amino acids. NCBI's taxonomy places the organism in Eukaryota, Metazoa, Chordata, Amphibia, Anura, Dicroglossidae. Gene Ontology annotation, molecular function: DNA-binding transcription factor activity, RNA polymerase II-specific; DNA binding. Gene Ontology annotation, cellular component: nucleus. The record is from RefSeq and is a predicted model, not a curated record. The transcript has 12 exons. Gene Ontology annotation, biological process: regulation of transcription by RNA polymerase II.